AUGAGAGGAGUAUUAUGUGGACCAAGGCCGAUUGAUCAUCCAGAAGAAGAUGAAAGUAGAGGAAGUGAAGGACGAGGAGAAAGGGGAAAAUCACCAUCGCCACCACUACCACCACCAGGAACACCACUACUACCACCAGAUAUGGUAGAUGACUCACAGUCUAGUUCUUCAAGAAACAAACAAACCUCUGAAAAAUCCAAACAAGAGACAUCUAAUAAAAGAGAUUCUGAAAGUAAAAAUCUUGAUAUGAAUCGAAAUUCUCGCAAUACAAGUGAUACUGGAUUUGCUGUAGUGAAGAAAGAAUCUAAAAAAUCCAGUCAAUACACUGGUAUAAGUGAUAUCAAAGGCAGAGGUUAUCAAACUUUCUAUGGUGUGCGUAAACGUGGAGGUCAAUCCCAUCUGCGAACCACUUAUAGAAAACGUUCUGGUUAUAGAAUGGGACACCGAAGACAACUGGAUUCAACCUUUGAUGUUUACGGUAAUUCGAAUAGUUUUGAUCGACAGAAAGUAUAUGAUGUUUUCGAUGAAAACAGUAAUAUUCAUGAACAUCGUAGACGUAGUGAAACAGGUUCAAAUAUGAAAGAUUACAGACGUCUAGAUUUAGGUACAGAAAAUGCAAGUGAUAUGAAGGUAGAUAUUACGGAACGAAAUGGAGCUGAAACAAAUACUGACAGAGCUAGUGAUUCCAGUUCGGAGUGGAGUAAAGACAAAACCUUUAAUAAUCAAAGAAUGCGAUGA
This is a messenger RNA of Trichobilharzia regenti, 738 nucleotides long. The record is from the annotation of a GenBank genome assembly. NCBI's taxonomy places the organism in Eukaryota, Metazoa, Platyhelminthes, Trematoda, Strigeidida, Schistosomatidae.